CCAGACUCUCCCUCAGUCUACACAGAUCUGUCAUCAAAUAAAUGAAGCAACAUGCUAAUGAAGGUUCUUCCUGAGGAGGGUAGCGACUAGUAAUCAGUCUGACAGCGACCGGGUACACAUCGAGGAUCCUGCACCCAAAACUCCGCACUCAGCCCAGAGAAGAUGAACACAGAGCCUGUGGUGAUUGUUUCUGCUGCUCGGACUCCUAUAGGGUCUUUCAAUGGAGCAUUGAGCAGCAUGUCCGUUGCUAAUUUGGCUUCAGUCGUCAUUAAAGAUGUCCUGAAAAGAUCAGGUGUAAAGCCAGAAGAGGUGUCUGAAGUCAUAAUGGGACACGUCCUCACAGCAGGACAGGGUCAGAAUCCCACACGUCAGGCUAGCGUCAGAGCAGGAAUCCCAUACCCAGUGCCAGCAUGGAGCUGUCAGAUGGUGUGUGGAUCUGGUCUGAAAGCUGUGUGUCUGGGAGCUCAGUCCAUCAUGAUGGGAGAGUCAAAUGUGGUGGUGGCAGGAGGUAUGGAGAGCAUGAGUCAGGCACCUCACACAGUGCAAAUGAGGUCAGGGGUAAAGAUGGGUGAUGCUGCACUGCAGGACACUCUAGUGGCGGAUGGACUCACAGAUGCUUUUCACAAGUACCACAUGGGUAUUACAGCUGAAAAUGUGGCUAAGCAAUGGGAUGUGACCCGAGAAGCUCAGGAUCAUUAUGCUGUCACCUCACAGAACAGAACAGAGGCAGCCCAGAAGGCAGGAUACUUUGACCAGGAGAUUGUGCCAGUUACCGUUCCUUCAAGAAAAGGUCCAGUAGAAGUGAAAGUCGAUGAAUUCCCUCGUCAUGGUAGCUCUAGGGAUGCCAUGUCCAAGCUAAAACCGUGUUUUGUCAAGGAUGCAUCUGGCACAGUCACUGCAGGCAAUGCAUCAGGAAUAAAUGAUGGAGCUGCAGCUACUGUGCUCAUGAGCCAGGCAGAGGCUCAGAGACGGGGCUUACGUCCAAUGGCUCGAAUCGUCUCCUGGGCUCAGACCGGCCUUGAUCCAUCCAUCAUGGGCACCGGACCAAUUUCUGCCAUCAAAAAAGCAACAGAGAGAGCAGGCUGGAAGCUUGCUGAUGUAGAUCUGUAUGAAAUCAAUGAAGCCUUUGCUGCUCAGUGUCUAGCAGUUCUUCAAGAGCUCAGCCUGAACCCAGACAAGGUGAAUGUGUGUGGGGGAGCUAUCUCCCUGGGUCAUCCUCUGGGUAUGUCAGGCUGCAGGGUGCUGGUAACACUCCUACAUUCUCUUCAGCGGACUGGGGGCACAAAAGGGGUCGCUGCUCUGUGUAUUGGUGGUGGAAUGGGAAUCGCUAUGUGUGUAGAGAGAGUCUGAGACAGUUCUUAUUCUCAUACCGUCAUACAUAUAGAUUGCUGUUCUAGAAAACUGGAUCAGGGCUUACAUACUUACAUUAAUUACAUCUGUCCAUACUGAUUCAUAAAUAAAUUCUAUUUUUCUAAUUUAGUAAUUUAUUUUAAUUUCUGGUUGAGGGUGCUGGUCAAAAACACUACACUAAUUUGUUUUUUAAAUCCUUACUGAUGUACUGUCUCAAGUAUUUGUUUACCAUUUAUUUUGAGUGUAAUGCUUAGGAUCAGAUGUGUGUAGCUGGUAAACCAACAAAGUAGUCUUAAGGAUCGUCAGAGGUGUGUUUGGGAGCAGAAAGCAUUGUUUAAUCUGGAGCCUUUAAUUAUGAUGUAUUAGAACAGAAGGAUGCUCUUUGCUGUCCAUCAAAGUAAAGGGAGAGUAGUACAAUGCAAUAUGAGUGGGUGAUGUACCAAAGCCACAGAUUAUAGACAACUAACCAAAGUUCUCUCAAACAUGGUGAAAUAUGACUAUUAUGUAACUGUUUUUGUGUGUAAAGCCAUAUUUAGCAGCUUGAUAUAAGUAGAAUUGGAUUCUGAAAGUGUUCAGUUGUGGUUGCCAUUUUUACCCAACAAUCUACACUUAAUGACCUGAAAUGAUGAGGUGGAAACAAGUUUGUUUGCAUUUUUACUAACUUAAUUCAUCAUUGUGAUUAAGUGUAGAUUGAUUGCAGUCAUAUCCAUUCAAAAGCGUGCGAAAACUCAAGAGGUCACAUUAACAUAUUUUUACUAGCCAGUCAGUGUAGUGGUGGGUUACAUUUUUGAUGCUUAUGCUUUGAACUUUCCAAGCUGAUUGGCCAGCCCUCAUACUAAUCGUUUUUCUGACCAUCCAAUGGCAUCUGACAGCUGUACAAAUGGUACCAAAAAGCAGUCAUAAUACACAGGUUCUUCAAAAAGUUUCCGCACUUUUUAAACUCUAUUAAGAAUUUCAAAAACGAGGCCACUCAGGUGGUGCAGCGGUGUCAUCGAAUACAUCGCAUCGAGUCUCAGCUCUGCAUGCCGGCUGGGCUGAGCAGCCACAUAAACAAUGAUUGGCCUGUUGUUAAUAAAUAUAUAUAUAUAUACGUAUAUAUAUAUAUAUAUAUAUAUAUAGCCACAUCAUCAUCACAUGAAAAUCUUCUUCCCCUUAAAGCUUCUUUGAGCGUCAAAAAGAGUGGAAAUCAGAUGGCGCUAAAUCCGGACUAUAAGAAUUUCUCAGUCUCUCAGAUUUACUACUACCAAUUACUACUCCUCUCACCCUCACCAUUUCCAAUGAAAAUAUAACAGUGCAGAAACUUUUUGAAGAUCCCUUGUAUUAUUUGAGCUGUAAAAAAUUUCAAAGUAUCGAAACAAUGAUAAAGUAUCUUCAGACAUUCCAGUUCCUCUACAUGUUGCAUGGCUCUAUAUGCUAUAUAGUGUGUAUACUUCUCUCUCCCUGUAACAUUCACAUCAGGUUUUUAUUACCUAGUUAUCUGCUAUGUGCUACACUAAACUUGCCUUAACCCACACAUGGUUACUAUGUGCCAAAAUGCUUAAUUAACCUAAUUAAUUCAUGUCUGUAAAAGCUGUGUAUAAAAUACAAAUAUGCUGGUUUUAAACUUUAGAUUCUAAAAAUGUUUACAUACAGUAUUUAACCUUGGCUAUGCAUUUCCUCAAUAAAUCGAGAAUCCAACACAAUCAAA
Molecule: messenger RNA, 3037 nt
Organism: Trichomycterus rosablanca
Lineage: Eukaryota; Metazoa; Chordata; Actinopteri; Siluriformes; Trichomycteridae
Gene: acat2
Product: acetyl-CoA acetyltransferase 2
Exons: 9
Coding region: 163-1350 (395 amino acids)
Biological process (GO): fatty acid beta-oxidation
Cellular component (GO): mitochondrion
Molecular function (GO): acetyl-CoA C-acetyltransferase activity
Source: RefSeq, a predicted model, not a curated record